Messenger RNA from Macrosteles quadrilineatus (aster leafhopper), 2646 nucleotides. RefSeq names its product alpha-tocopherol transfer protein-like. Lineage: Eukaryota; Metazoa; Arthropoda; Insecta; Hemiptera; Cicadellidae. The coding region runs from base 270 to 1205 and encodes 311 amino acids. The record is from RefSeq and is a predicted model, not a curated record. The transcript is spliced from 7 exons. Gene Ontology annotation, molecular function: phosphatidylinositol bisphosphate binding. Gene Ontology annotation, cellular component: membrane.
ACAUCAAUUAACGAACAUAUAUUACAACAAAGGUCGACAUUUGAAAGUAACAAGACCCAGAUUCAAACAGAUCUCUUGCAAAAGACUUAAAGCUGUGUUAAAACACAAAAUAAAAACUGAUAAGCUCUUAAGUUGGCCACCCUGUGAGAUAGCUGUGUACCAUUCUGGGAGAUUUACAGGUAGAUACACCUGAAGAAGGAGGGAGUGAAGUUACAAAAGGCGGGCGCAUUUCAAGUGUUGCCUCACAACGAAACCAGCCGCAGAGAAAGAUGAAGCUGAAGACUAUCUGGCCGGAAGACGGAGCUAAAGUCCUGAAGGUUCUUGGGAUGACAGAGGCUACGGUGAAGGCUGACGUAGCUUCGCUGAAAGAUUGGCUGAGAAAGCAGCCUCACCUCGGACCACUCAGUGGAGUGAAUGAAGACAAGUGGUUGAAGAACUACUUAAUGCUGAACAAGAACAGUGUAGAGAGAUGCAAGGCUAACUUGGAUGUUUACUUCACACUGAGGUGGAUCAUGCCUGAAGUGUUCCAAGACAGAGACAUGAAAUGUGACACGAUGAACCGCAGCUUCGAUAACACAUGCAUUGCGUUCAUGCCCGGCCUGACAGCGGAGGGCCACAGAGUGGUUGUUUACUCCCAUUUCACACCCGACCCAACAGACUUUGUCCUGCAAGACAUGGCUCGUCGCCUCUUGGCCAUCGCGGACCUCGGAAUGUGUGAGGGAGUCGACCGAGCCGGGGACAUCAUCAUCAUGGACCUCCUCCACACUCGAGUGGCUCAUCUUGCCAAGUACAGCUUGAACAUGGUCCGCAACAUGUUCCAGUACGCUUGGAAAGCUUACCCGGAGCGUGUCGCCGCCAUCCACAUUGUGAACCCACCCCACGUCAUGGAGAUGGCGCUAAAUAUCUUCAGACCAUUCGUCAAACAGAAGAUAUUUGAUAGGAUCCAAAUCCACAGCAAUAUUGAAUGUCUGAAGGAACAUAUAUCUCUAGAUCUUCUACCUUCUGACUACGGUGGCCAUGGUCCUUCAUGUAAGGAGAUGAACAAAGCUUGGCAAAACAAGAUGAUUGACUGCAGGGAUCUUCUAAAUACUGUAGCGUCCCACAAAUCCAACGAAAGUUUACGACCUGACGUUCGAAAACAUGUUGACUCCUGGACAACUGACCUCGGGAUGAACGGAUCAUUCCGGAAACUUAGUCUGGACUGAGGCAGAGGUGACAACUGAAGAAAAAUCCUCCCAAAAAAAGACUUCAUUCUCAUUCUAAUUACUUUGAAGACAGCUCAGGACAAGCUUUGAGUAUAUUUAAGAGCGGAGACAAGACAAACUUUAAGCACAAUAUGAAUGCAAGAUGAGUGCAGAAUGGAGUGAGAUGAACUGUGUAGUCUUUAUACUGAUUAAGAUCAGCUGUUUAUUUAGUCGAGGACCAUUUAUUAAAAGCCCAAAGAUCAAGCAGUGCUGGAUCCAGUUUUGAACCAUCUAAAAGCUAUUUAUCAGGAUCAAAAUGGGGAACUUUUGAUUAAUUAACUACCCAUCAACCAUUCAAUUGAAACUUUUACACUUUGAUAGAAACAUUUGUUAAAACUGUAACACAAUUUAAAUAUUUUGAAUUUUGGUUAAAGCUUGGGUUUUCCUAGGUGCACAAGCGGUGUCCACUCUUCUCUUGUCUUAGGUAAUUUAAAGUUUUCUAGAAGAAGAGUGAACUGCCACUGGACAAGAUCACUUCUCCGCACUCCGCUUCCACGCCUAGCAAAACCCAGCUUAAGAGCAUUUCUUAAACAAAUCUCAGAAUUCAAGCAAAACUAAUUUUCAGUAGUACAAUUGAAUUAACUUAUGUGUUAAUGUAGCCUACAUUUUAUUAACAUACAUUCCGUAUAGUACUGUAAUAGUUAUCAGUAAAAUCUAAAAAAGUAUUGAGUUUUAAAAAUUUCCUAUGAAGUGGAAAGAGUCCCAUUAACUGACCCAUAUACUAUAUGCUACAACUAACCCAUUAACUGUCCCAUUAGACUGCUCAAGGCAGAGAGAUUGUAUUUGUUUGUUUUAAAAAAUCCAACAAGACUGUUGAAGUUUUGAGCAAUAUUUUUAUAUACCAUGUUCAAUGUUGUUUUAUAUAACAAUGUAUAGUUUGGAUGAGCUGAAGUAGAACAUAGCGACCGCCAUGAGUACUAAAAUUAUGUUUUUUUACAUAUUUUAAACUUGUGAGUCUUAUACAUAUGUGCGGAAAUAAAUAAGUAGUUUUUUUACGCAGACACAGCCUAUUCCCAUUAUACAAUGGGUCAACGGCCAAGAAGAUGGUAAUAAGGUAAUAAGGUAAUGCUCAAAAUAAUAAAAUUUAGAGAUUAUAAAAUGUGUUGGUUUGGUAUUGUUUCCAAUUUCCUUCUCGAUGGAAACUGAACCUUAAAACCUAUAAAUAGUUUUUAUUUUUAUUGAAAUCACAAAAUAGCAUAAGCCCUUUAUGAAAUAACCUUAGAUUUAAUAAAUGAGAACUUAAAAACCAUGACAUUCGGUACUAAUACUAGUAUGUGAUAGUUAACAAUAACCAUAGAUUUUGUAAUUGUUUGACAAUAAAUGAUUUUUUAUUUAUUUGAUGAUGUAUUUUCUCGUUUUACAAUGAUUAUUGUUUUGUAAAUAUUCGAGUUAAAAAGUAAAU